Messenger RNA from Emiliania huxleyi CCMP1516, 1365 nucleotides. RefSeq lists its product as hypothetical. The coding region runs from base 1 to 1365 and encodes 454 amino acids. The record is from RefSeq and is a predicted model, not a curated record. The transcript is spliced from 4 exons. Lineage: Eukaryota; Haptophyta; Isochrysidales; Noelaerhabdaceae.
AUGCCAAACGUUGAGCCGACGGCUGAGCCGACUGUCGAGCCGAAGCAUGAGGCUGCCUCAAGUACUUGGGGAGUUGAGGCGGAUGGAUCAGGAACUGCCCCGCCAGUGCACCCAGUGGCGGCGAAACCUUCGACAAGGUAUGAAGCUUUCGACAGCGAGGAUAUCACCAUCACUUUGCGCGUGAGCAGCAGGCUUGCAGUGGCAUUAGCGGUGGCGGAUGUUCUUGGUACGAAGAUCCCCUCGCCACCAUUAGCUGACGUGCUCGUCAACACUUCGAGGGCAGGCGGCAACUCGAUGAGGGUUUGGCUUCACGUGGAGGGCUACAAAACGCCCGUGUUCGAUGCCGACGGGGUGGUCGUCGCCACUGACUCGACGGGAUCGCUCAUCUCCGACAUGCGCCGCUACCUGCGCGCGGCGCGACAGCUCGACAUCCUCAUUUUCUUCGUGCUGUGGAAUGGCGCGGUUCUCAAACACCAGCGCGUGAAGGACCUCUUCUCCGACAUGUCGAAACUGGACAGCUACAUCGACACCGUACUCGUGCCGAUGGUGCGCUCGCUGCGCGACGAGCCCGCCCUUGGGGGCUGGGACGUCAUCAACGAGCCUGAGGGCUCCGUCGCUGCGGACGUGGCCGACCCGAACCCGUGCUACGACACCACCCCCCUCGCUCGCACUGGCGCGGGCUGGGCGCAGCCAACCGAGCCCAUACCUAUGGAGCAGGUGCUCCGCUUCGUGGGUGCCCAGGCGGCGGCGAUCCACGCCGCUGCCCCCGCCUCCCUGGUCACGGUCGGGUCGUGGUCGGAGCUCGCCUCCUCCGACGCCCUCGGCAAGCGCAACUAUUACACCGACGAGUGCCUUCGCGGAGCGGUCGGCGCGGCCGCGGCGGCUGGGGCUCGACUCGACUUUCUUCAGGUGCACUCGUAUGCCCACAAAGGCAAGUUCAACCCCACCUCCCCGUUUCUUCACUCGGAGGCAGACUUCCGCGUCUCCGCUCCGCUGCUCAUCGGCGAGUUUGUGCUCGGUCAGAAAGCCGAGGGACGCACCGCUGAGCAGCUGUAUGGCUGGGCGCACAGCCAUGCCUACGCCGGCGCGUGGGGGUGGACGGCGGUGUCGCAGCCCACCCUCUUUGCGGGCAUGGCGUCGCUCCAGGGCUAUGCCAACGUAUCGGCCGUCGCACUGACGCACGCCACGCCGCCGCCUCCGGACACGUGUAGUGACUGCUCCGACGUGCCCUCAAACACGCGCUACACUUGCGAGCAGCAGGAGCCGGCGGCGUCUACGUAUGGGCAGCCUGAUUGGUCGCACACCGCCUACCGCGACUACGUGAUGCAGACCUUGGAGGAGCAUCGCCGCCGUACCAGAUUGUAG